This is a messenger RNA of Camelina sativa (false flax), 456 nucleotides long. NCBI's taxonomy places the organism in Eukaryota, Viridiplantae, Streptophyta, Magnoliopsida, Brassicales, Brassicaceae. The record is from RefSeq and is a predicted model, not a curated record.
AUGGAGGUGGUGGAAGGAAAUAUUUACGUUAAGAACAGCCAUACGAGGGACUAUGUUUAUGAUCCUAAAGAAGACAAAUGGGAUGUUGAAAGAGCAUUCGUGAUGAUUGAGAGAAAGUGUGAGAUAAAGAAUGUAUGGUACCGUUGUGGCCGUAGUCAAAGUUGCUCGUGGUAUGACACAAAGCAUGAACAAUGGAAAGUUAUCAAGGGUUUAGCUACAUUGAAUCGGUAUUGUCGUUCUGGUUUUCUUGAAAUAACUAACUAUGGUGAGAAACUCUUAAUUUUGUGGGAAAUAUUUGCGAAGCCUCGUCAUCAAAACAAGAAUAUUUGGUGUGCGGUGAUUGCACUUGAAAGACGCAUCGAUGGUGAAGUUUGGGGAAAGGUUGAGUGGGCUAGCAUUGUGCGUACGGUUCCUAGUUCAUAUGUUUUCUUGCGUUGUGAAGUGAAACCGGUUUGA